AUGCCGAAGUUCGUAAAGUUCUUGAAGGGUAUUCUAUCCAACAGGAGGCAGAAGGGCGACUUCAAAACCGUAGCAUUAACAGAUAAUUGCAGCGCUCUCCUCAUGGAAAUUUCUUCACCAAAGCUUCAGGAUCUAGGAAGUUUCUCUAUACCGUGCAAGAUUGGUUCUGAACUCAUACCAAGAGCUUUCUGUGACUUAGGGGCCAGCGUUAGCCUACUUCCGUACUCUUUAUGCAAGAAGUUGGGCCUCCAGAACAUUAAACUGACCACUAUGGCACUGCAACUAGUUGACCAUUCAUACAGACACCCAAUGGGAAUAGUGGAAGACAUGCUAGUAGAAGUGGGUGGAUGUAUAGUUCCCACAGACUUCAUUAUCUUGGAUUUUGAGGAAGACCCCAAGAUACCUAUUAUCCUUGGAAGAUCAUUCCUUGCCACAGCUGGAGCCAUCAUUGAUGUAAAACGUCACAGAUUAUCCUUGGAGAUCAGCAAAGAAAAGAUCGAGUUUGAUUUAUCUAAUUCCUCCAUUUGCAACCCCUCUCCUCAGGGCAAUUCUAGCAAGAUCAACAUACACAAAGUCGAGAAGUGCAGUUUCCAUGGGAGUUCCCCUCCAGCAAGCAACAAGAAAUACAUUUGUCCUGCAUGA
Messenger RNA from Zingiber officinale, 642 nucleotides. RefSeq lists its product as uncharacterized. NCBI's taxonomy places the organism in Eukaryota, Viridiplantae, Streptophyta, Magnoliopsida, Zingiberales, Zingiberaceae. The transcript has a single exon. The coding region runs from base 1 to 642 and encodes 213 amino acids. The record is from RefSeq and is a predicted model, not a curated record.